AUGUUCAACUACUUAAGACGUUGGCUCCAAUCUAGGUUGUGCCUUUAGAUGUUGAGAACAUUAACAACUAAGGACGAAUUUUUCACUUCUCUCAUUGACUUGUUGUACCCCAAACCCCGGCCUGGUAUGUUUGUUCUUCUUCGUUAGCGUUCCCGGAAGUCUCGCGAUGCUGUACCUCUGGAUGUAGAAGCUCUGUGGUUUUGGGGUGACGCAUGUGUUUUCUGGUGGGUGUGUUCUUUCGCGGUGUUUCAGUGCGACGUUUCAGUAAAGUUCUAAGAUGGCGACGGUGCAUCUGAGAAUCGGGGACCUAGUUUGGGGAAAGCUCGGGCGCUAUCCUCCGUGGCCAGGCAAGGUCGUCAGUCCUCCAAAGGACCUGAAAAAGCCAAGAGGGAAAAAAUCAUUUGUCAAAUUCUUUGGAACUGAAGACCAUGCCUGGAUAAAGGUGGAGCAGCUGAAACCAUACCACCCCCACAAAGAGGAGAUGAUCAAGAUCAACAAGGGCAAACGUUUCCAACAGGCUGUGGAUGCAGUGGAAGACUUCCUGAAGAAGAAAGAGAAACAGGGGGGGAAAGAACAGAGCUCUGAGGGGAAAGGAGACUCUAAAGGAAAGAAGACACCAACUAAACCUCUGAAGAUCCUAGAGGAAGAUGACGAAGACCUCAGUGCCCUGAAAGACCCCUCUGAGAAGGACCUAACUGACUCUGACCCAGAGCCGUCCAGUGUUGAGCGACUAGGGGGCCUGGGAACUACUGGACCUGUCUCAGGAUUCAAAUGGGAGAGCAGUCCAGUACGGGAUGAUCCCCAUUUCCACCACUUUCUGCUCAGCCAGACUGAGAAGCCUGCCUCGUCUAUGGAGCCGAUCAGUAAACGCCUGAAGAUCGUUGAGGAGGACACGAGGUCAACGUCUAUCCAAGCUGCAGACAGCACUGCCAUCAAUGGCAGUAUUACUCCCACAGACAAACGGAUAGGGUUCCUGGGGCUGGGGCUUAUGGGUAGCGGAAUCGUGUCCAACCUGUUAAAGAUGGGCCACGUCGUCACAGUGUGGAAUCGCACAGUAGAAAAGUGUGACCUGUUCAUCCAGGAGGGGGCCAGGUUAGGGCGGACCCCAGCGGAGGUGGUCUCCAUGUGUGACAUCACCUUCUCCUGCGUCUCAGACCCCAAGGCUGCCAGGGAUUUGGUGCUGGGUCCCAGUGGAGUGCUCCAGGGCAUCAGGCCAGGGAAAUGUUACGUAGAGAUGUCUACCGUGGAUCCAGAGACCAUCACAGAGCUCUCACAGGUAUACACACACAGAGCUCUCACAGGUGAUAUCGUCGCGGGCGGCCGCUUCCUGGAGGCUCCUGUGGCUGGGAGCCAGCAGGUAUCUAACGAGGGCAUGCUGGUCAUCCUAGCGGCCGGAGACAGGACGGUCUAUGAAGACUGCAGCUCCUGUUUCCAGGCCAUGGGCAAGACCUCAUUCUUCCUAGGUGAGGUGGGUAACGCAGCGAGGAUGAUGCUGAUCCUCAACAUGGUACAGGGAAGCUUCAUGGCAACCAUCGCCGAGGGGCUGACCCUAGCCCAGGCCACAGGCCAAUCACAGCAUACCUUCCUGGACAUCCUGUCUCAGGGUCAGAUGGCCAGCACCUUCGUGGACCAAAAAUGCCAGAAUAUCCUACAGGGCAACUUCAAACCAGACUACUAUUUGAAACACAUUCAGAAGGAUCUGAGGCUAGCCAUCUCCAUGGGCGACACAGCCAAUCACCCGACUCCUAUGGCUGCAGCAGCCAAUGAGGUCUACAAGAGGGCUAAAGCGCUGGACCAGUCAGACAACGACAUGUCAGCUGUCUACAGAGCCUACAUUCACUAAACCUCCUGAAGAGCCUCCCCCGCCUGCCCUCUCCCCCGACCUGUCCUCUCCCCCGACCUGUCCUCUCCCCCGACCUGUCCUCUCCCCCGACCUGUCCUCUCCCCCGACCUGUCCUCUCCCCCGACCUGUCCUCUCCCCCGACCUGUCCUCUCCCCCGACCUGUCCUCUCCCCCGACCUGUCCUCUCCCCCGACCUGUCCUCUCCCCCGACCUGUCCUCUCCCCCGACCUGUCCUCUCCCUCGACCUGUCCUCUCCCUCGACCUGUCCUCCUCUCCCCCGACCUGUCCUCCUCUCCCCCGACCUGUCCUCCUCUCCCCGACCUGUCCU
Molecule: messenger RNA, 2170 nt
Organism: Oncorhynchus keta (chum salmon)
Lineage: Eukaryota; Metazoa; Chordata; Actinopteri; Salmoniformes; Salmonidae
Product: cytokine-like nuclear factor N-PAC
Molecular function (GO): oxidoreductase activity, acting on the CH-OH group of donors, NAD or NADP as acceptor; NAD binding; NADP binding
Source: RefSeq, a predicted model, not a curated record